CCCAAACUGGUAAACAACGGCCCGUUAUUUUCGAACGCUUUCCCCCAAAAACACCAUCCCAAAAAAGUUGAAGGAAUCGUCACGAUACCUUGACAAAACAAAGUCUCCUUUGUGCCCCGACUUACUGUCGGGUUAAUAAUGACACGAUGAGCAGCCACAGGGAAGGAACAGUCAACCCUUACAGGCCGUACUACAUCCCCCCGUCGAUCGGUGAGCCGUCCGACGGCCCAGUCUCUGGGCUCGGGCCUAAUCCCUUUCGCGGCGGCGGCAGCAAUGCGACAGUGGCGGGCGCGCCCAAGUACGCGUCCAAGGCGCACGCCUUAUUCUCCGACAUCGACUACAAGGAGUACAUCUCGGAACCUUCACCGUCUGCCGUGCAAACAAUCAAAGAUCUCCUGGACGAGUCGCUAUGGAAGUACCUGUCUGUGUUGAUGGCCCAGCCGUUUGAGGUGUCCAAGACCAUUUUGCAAGUCAAGGUACAGGAUGGCUCGGCGGCGACGCCCGCGCAGACGCCAGUCGAGGACGCGAAGCUCAAGAGAGCGCCCAGCAUCUACGAUCCGCUUCCAGAUUCCGACUCCGAAGGUGAUGAGCCCUCGUACUUUACGUCUAAUGUGCCCAGCACACCAACCCCACGCCCUUACCGCCAGCGGGCAACGCCGCCCCUCGAUUCACCGCAAAAAGGACCCUCGAGGACACCAUCUUCACUCUCUGCGACGGUGGGGACCACACAGCUCAUGAUACGAAAGCCGGACUCGAUCCUCGAGGUCAUGUCACAGCUUUGGCAAAAGGAAGGGACGUGGGGCGUGUGGAAAGCAUCAAACAUAACCUUUGUCUAUGCGGCGCUGCAGUCGCUGCUGGAGAACUGGUCCCGGAGUUUGCUGAGUGCCCUGUUCAACGUCCCGGAUCUUGGCGUUAGGGACGAUGUUGAAAGGCUGAUUGACAUCGCAUCGCCGUACCCGUGGGCCUCCUUCCUCGUUGCUGCGGGUGCAGCUGUUGCUACCGGGCUGAUCCUAGCGCCGGUGGACUUGGUUAGGACUAGGUUAAUCCUCACCUCAGUUUCGCGCCAGCCGCGCCGCUCCAUUUCCAUGCUUCGCAGCCUCCCUUCAUACAUCUGCCCCUCGCCCCUAAUAAUUCCCACCAUCCUCCACUCCCUCGUUCACCCCGUGCUUACUCUAUCAACACCAUUGAUGCUCCGCACGCGUUUCGGCAUCGACCGUGAGGUGUCACCCACGUCGUUCAGCCUAAGCAAGUUCUGCGCAUCAACAGUCGCUCUUUUCGUCAAACUCCCCCUCGAGACGGUGCUGAGAAGGGGCCAGGCAUCAGUCCUCAGCAGCCCAGAGUAUAUCCAGGCCAUCGAGCCCACAAAGGCAAAGGGUAUCAUCGGCACGUCUUCGGCAGGACUUGAGAGCAUAAUCCCAUGCGGCAAGUACGAUGGCGUGCUGGGGACUAUGAGGCACAUCGUGUACCACGAGGGCACCCGACCCGUCCCGAUGGCAGCGCCGCCCCCCAAAUCCAAGGCGUCCUCUAAGAAGGGCAAGACGCCCAAAUUGGUGGAGACGACGUUUGUCAAGGGUCAAGGGAUGGAGGGACUCUGGAGGGGCUGGAAGGUCAGCUGGUGGGGUCUCGUAGGGCUCUGGACGGCUGGCGUAGUGGGCGGCGGUGGCGAUGGCGAGUUCUGAUAUGUGUGUUACUAUUCUCCACUCUUCUGUUUGAUACCAGUGUUUUUCCUUGUUUACUCGGGACGGGUGGCAUCAUGAGCGGGCUGCGCUACCUUUCUCUCUAUGACGGUAUGAUAUUCCCCCCUUUCAAGCUCGUAUGAGUGUGUGUAUUGGAGCCAAGCUCUUUUGUUAUAAUAGAUUGUAACAUUUAUGUGCCUAGUAUUUGGCUUGGCAUACUCGAUUUGCUUUCAUCUCGUCGCUGAGACGACGACAGAUUUGUAAUAUCACUUGAGCGUUGUGCUGUGUUUUUUUGUCGUGCGAGGUUGCACGGGGGUGAAUGAUAAGCUCAGCCACGACAAACAAGGCUAGUUUGAGCCCUGGUAUAUUGUUAAAGCAAAGCAUACCUAUGGACGCCAAAGCCUCAGUGAGUCAGAUUCGGCCAGUGUCUCAAAAGAAUAACAACCAGAAGCAGCGCUGAUCAGGUGCAAACUGGUUUUCUUUUUUUUUUCUUUUUGAAUGAAGCCUCAAGAGUUGCCGAUGUGCGGGUGACGAUUAUGAGCAUAUGCGGGUUGAAUUGUGCCGAGGUUCGAUGUUACUCGAAAAGCAAACGAACUCGCUCCGCCAAUCGCUUAUAACCACCUCGUAUCUAUGUAGGUAUCCAUUGGAUUUCUACUGCCGUGUUGCGCAAAUCGAUUUUCAAACCUUCAACAGUCAAAUUGGAAGCAGAUCAAAGCUGGACGACUGCUUUUUACUGCCGGACAGGG
Pyricularia oryzae 70-15 is the source of this 2422-nucleotide messenger RNA. RefSeq lists its product as uncharacterized. The transcript has 3 exons. The coding region runs from base 147 to 1679 and encodes 510 amino acids. The record is from RefSeq and is a predicted model, not a curated record. NCBI's taxonomy places the organism in Eukaryota, Fungi, Ascomycota, Sordariomycetes, Magnaporthales, Pyriculariaceae.